AUGACAGAGGAGAAUCAGAUCUUCAACAAACUCCACCACUCCACACAUGGGAAUGAUGCAUAUUAUUUGGUAGUAGCUAAUUUGGUGUUCUUUCACUGUUUCCAUGCAGGUGAGAAUGUGGCUUUAAAAGGGAAAGCAACGCAGUCAGACCUUGCUGGAAAUGGAUUUGCAAACAAUGCCAUUGAUGGGAAUCGUGACGGCAUAUAUGGUCAUGGUUCCUGUACUCACACAGAAGCUCAUCUCAACCCUUGGUGGAGAGUGGAUUUGCUCCAAAAUCAUAAAGUCUUCUCUGUGGUAAUCACCAACACUGUGGAUAGCGUUCCCAGUAGACUGAAUGGGGCUGAAAUACGAAUAGGAAAUUCUUUGGAGCAGAAUGGUAUCAACAACCCCAGAUGUGCAGUGAUCUCCUCUAUUCCUGCUGGGUUCUCUGAGACCUUUGAGUGUCAUGGGAUGGAGGGACGCUAUGUUACCGUGGUGAUUCCUGGACGUGCAGAGUAUCUAACACUCUGUGAAGUGGAGGUAUAUGGAUCACCAAUGGAUUAAAGUC
Alosa sapidissima (American shad) is the source of this 547-nucleotide messenger RNA. RefSeq names its product fucolectin-like. NCBI's taxonomy places the organism in Eukaryota, Metazoa, Chordata, Actinopteri, Clupeiformes, Clupeidae. The transcript has 2 exons. The coding region runs from base 1 to 543 and encodes 180 amino acids. The record is from RefSeq and is a predicted model, not a curated record.